AUGAUACUUAUAGAAUCCACCUCAAAAAGGCAAUUGACUGACAACGACUCAGAAGACGCAGAACAGGAAGAGCCUGAGGACGUCGAACAGGAGGGCGGGCAUGAAUUACAAGAGAACACCAAUGAGUCUGACUUGUUGUAUCGUACAACAACACCGAUGGGAUUGCCAAACAUAUUACGCUCAGACGUCAAUGCAAAGUUAUUUCAUGAUACAGUCAUCAGCAAAGCUAAAGCAAUCACGACAAACAUUUCAAAUCUCAGCACCAUUGUCACUGCAACCAUGUACCAACAGCGUGAAAUUUGUGUACCUAUGGUCAAUCAAGAUUUAAAAGUGCUUAAAGAGGAAGAAAAUGGUUCCAGAUCGCCUCAUCAACGUGAUAUCGAAGGGCUGUUAUCAAAACGACAUCUGUACUAUCUGAAUUCGCACCACUUUGGGACAAAAACUAAGACGACUACCGACACUAUUCACCCUAUAUGGCAUACCCUUUGUUUCAAGAACCCCGGCUUGCCAGCAGCACCAUCAGGCUUGUCAAGAACGAUCGAGGCGUCGAUAAACGAGUACAGCACCAACCUCAACAACAUAUGGGCGAGUGAUAAGAUUUUUAAAGCAGCCCUACAUCAUCUGACAUUGGAUCUGUUGCGCAUCAACUUGGCGACAAAAAAAGAGAAGGAGAACGUCGGAAAGGCCGAAAACUUGUCAAGGAUGCGUGGGAGCAAAGCCCCUGUUGGAGAAAGCAUUGAACCAGAGGAGGAGGAGGGACCUCGAAUAAAAGAUGACCAAACCAGCCUUGCUUUUGGUGAUGAGACUGUUGACUAUAUUGAAGAUGAAGAUGAUGACAGUGUUGCUUCUAGUAACGACGAGAUUGAACUUGAAGAGCGCUUAUCUGAUAUCUACUGUUUAUCUACGCGUUCGCUACCUGUCGUUGACGAAAACGGAACCAUCCAAUUGGGCAAUCUGGUUACUACUAUGGCUGACCGUGAAGCUGCGCAUGAAGAUGAAACUCAAGAUAUGGAACUGUCGCAACAAGAAGCACAAGUUGAUGAACUGUCUGAACAACAAAGAACCCAAGAUAGCACACCCAACGAGCAGAAGACAUCUUAUUCGCGUAUCAAGUCGUUGCAAGGUCUACUGAAAGCGUUAUUACGUUCACCGAGUAUACCACGAGACCGAGACGUAGAAGAAACUCAAAUCACGGAGUUCACACGAAUGAAAAGCCUUGCUGCAUGGGAGGUCGCAGCUGUGCAAAAGAUUGCCAACGCACUUUUACCAUUCACGCCCGACGACGAAACCCGAUGCUUCAUGACAGAGCUUCCAUUCGUAGUCUUAUCAAAUACGAUUCUAUCUGCUAUUGGCUACAAAGACCAUAUUGUCGCUAUUCAUCCUGAUGUUGCACCUCACAAUAUCCACGUGCAGGCAUUGACACCAGCAAUCAUGUACGAGAUUUUGACACCUCAUAAUCGUGGACGGGCUCAAGGUCAAUAUCAAGUGCUAGAUGACCAGAACAAUCCCAUUAGAUCGUGUGAACGAGCUCGAGAUAACCCCGAUGCUAUGCUAUGGUCCUUCUUCGAUCAGUCUCGUGUUGAAUCACUAGCGGACCGACAUCGCAUGGAAUUCUAUAAUCGCAUUAUCGUACGACCAGACAAGACCGUAUCUAUCGUUGGAAUCAUGAAGGAAGCGACGAAAGAAGGGAGAAUCGAAGCAAGUACCGCACUAUCGAUACGUGUGCGUGAAAAUCGGCAAGCUAGGCUCGCUAUGCUGCUUAAUCAUCGUGAUUUGAAGAAUGAAAAGAGUCGUAGAUACAAGACCCAGAAGUUUAUCGAGCAGGCGAAAAACAACAAGAAAGACAAUGCCGCUGCAACUACUGUCCCAGCAAUAAUACCGACUGUGCAAAAGCCCUAG
Molecule: messenger RNA, 1899 nt
Organism: Zychaea mexicana
Lineage: Eukaryota; Fungi; Mucoromycota; Mucoromycetes; Mucorales; Lichtheimiaceae
Exons: 8
Coding region: 1-1899 (632 amino acids)
Source: RefSeq, a predicted model, not a curated record